AUGAACGAGGGUGAACAGGGCGGCCAGGGACCCGAAGGGGGGACCCCUUCAGUCCUUCGCCAUUCACUUUCCCCUCUAGUCUCACACCCCCCUUUAUAUUCCGCUUCACGUGGGGUGCGGGGCAGGAGGGAGGGGGGAGACAAGGCAAGGGGGAGACAAGGGGGGGUGGGAAAACCGAGAAAUGCCCACCUUCUCCGGACAACUCAGAAGCCACCUCAACCCCUCCUCCCGCCGCGGCGGCGGCGGGCGCUGCAAAACCCUCCCGGUCGCUCUGCACGAAGGCAGCGCGGAGCGAGUGUCGCCUUCCCCUCGCCACCCCAGCGCCGCCGCCGCCGGCGAGCCCCGAGCUCAGUGUCGCUCAAACCUCCCCUCCCGGCCCCGCUGUCCCCGCCCGGCCCUCCCCCCACGCCCCUCAGACCCUUUCAAACCCCCUGGGCUCGCGGCGGCUGUUCCGUGAGCAAACGCUGGCCGCGGCUGGGGCCGGGGCGGCGAGGCUCGGAGCGGGGCGGCGGCGGGGCGCCCGGUACGGUGAACCCAGCAACGAGGCGCGGGCGGGCGCGCAGAGACGCCGGGUCCUCGCGGAGCACGGCCGGGGCGCGGCGGCGGCAGUGGCAGCGGGAGCCCAGGGACCGCUCCAUCACUGGCAGCCAUGGAGCCCGAGCAUUUUCCUUCCUCAGGGCAGGCGCCUCGGCUCGGCACACGUCCUCGGGGAGGAAGGGGCCGGCGCCCGAGCCUCCCCGGAGGGCGGCGGGGUGUGCGCUAGCGCAGAAGGGUGCGAGCCGCUCCUGUCCUCUUCCUCCGCAGCCGGCUCGUCCUCACCCUGCUGCUCCCGGGGCCCGGGCGGGAGGGGGCCGCAGGCAGCGGCGGCUCCUUCUCGGCGGCGUUGGUGGCCAGACGGGCUGGUGCAAGCGACUGCAGCCGACGCCGUUCAAAGGAACGAGAGCAACAGCAUCACGAGUUUCAGUUCCCAGGAGCCUGACGCCGCUGCCGCCACCGCCACGACACGACAUGAGUCAGGCUUUCUUCCUUGGCGCGUGGCGGAGCCCUCCUCCCCCUCGCCGCACCUGGGCUCGCCCCCGGCCCGCGUCGCCCGCACCCCUUAGGCGGAGGCCCCUACGCCAGGAGCUGUGCGGUCCACGCAGAGCCGGAGUGUCUUCAAGAUAGGUGUUGCCUUUUGUGCAGUGCCGUUGUGGCUGCCAUGCGGUCCCCUCGCCCUUCGACGGGCAGGGGUGAGCUAGCCAGGCAGAUGUUGCAGCUGUUUGCUAUUAAUUGCCUAAGUUCUUCCCGGGUAGGCUCUUCUCUAGAGAUGGCGUGCUUGCACUCCAUCCCUACCUGGAGGGAAGAAGGAGCCUAGCCCUGUAAACUAAUUGACCUCAACAGGUGGAGCUUAUCUCCAGCAGAAAGGUCUUUCCAUUGAAUUGUCCAGGCUAUAGCCCCCACAGAUUUGACUUAAAAGACAAAUCUUGGUGGCAACACGAGUGCAGUGAUAAAUGAAGACCACCUCUUACGGUUUGAAAAGAAAAAGGGCCAUCUGCAAAUCCAGUUUAAAAAAAAAAACCUGCAUGGUCUGAGCAUAGUUUUACAGAAGCAAUGUUAGGUUUGAUAGGAGGCAAUUUACUGGAAGUUGCUUCCCUAGCAUUCCCCGUCAAAACGUUCUAGCUCUAAGCUAGAAUGUACUACGAAGCGAGAAUGUACUUCUCGCCCAGGAAUUAACAACAAACUGAUACGGAAAAUCCUAGAAUUUUUUUUUUAACUUAGGUUGUUGGGUAACUAAACUUUUAUGGUUAGACAACUAAUUUAGGAAAUCUCACAAAUUUAGAGAUCUAUAAUCCUAUUUCAGGAGCUUGUUUAAGCAUAAAGGGCCGUAGUCUCUUAAACAGUUUGACAGACACCUAGUUGUCAAUUCGGUGCAUUACCUUUAGGUUACUUUAAACUAUUGUCUUCAUUCCAUCCUUCGGUAUGUCACCAAAUGCACCCUAAACAUCCCGUGUAGAUCCUCUAUCAAAGUUAUGAUAUAUUGUUGCUUUUUCUGUGGUCUCCCCCACUGAACCCAAACAGGACUACCUUUUUUACUUUAAAUUGCUAAUGUGGAGCUUUGUGCUAGGUAGGUACAAAGUAGGUGCGCACAAAUAUGUAAAAUGGUGUGAUAAUAAACAUGAACUACAUUUGAAAAGAUCGUACUUGUUUUAGGAUAUUCAUGAUUAUGUGAAUGACUGUAUUUUUACAUACCCAUGGCCAUUGGUGUAUUUUACAAUAAUUUUUUUUAAUACCCAGCAGUUCUUGUUGAAGGUGAAACGGGUGGUUAAUGGUGGCCAUCCAUUGUUGAAAUGCAAAUCCGACUUGCUAUUUCAACAGUUUGUGAAUGGAAAAUAGAAACUAUCUUAUCCAAUUGAACCUGCAAUGGAAUGUAGAUAGACCAAAUGUGUUUCUUUGGACUAGUGUGAAAGAAAAUGCUCUUGAUCUCUCAGUGUUGCAUUAGGUCCAAGUUUUAAAUUACCCCAAACAACAACAGCUCAACACCCCCUUGGACCCUAAAUACCCUCUGUGAUUGUGCUGAUAGGGUUAGAAGCAGAAGAAACAGUCUUACCCGAAGUUGACAGAAUGAGUUGAGAUAGCCCUAUAAAAGCAGAUACUUGUUCUGAUAACCAGUAGUAAAUGAUAGCGUUUUGGGUUGUUUUGAUUGGGGGGUGGGGGGCAACGGCCUUUUCAAAUGUAUUUCAGUUUUGUCUGCCAAAUCACUUUCAAAUUCUUGUUUAGGCUGCAUCAAGCCCCAGUAAGCUAUAAGGAACAACUCUGCAAUUAUGGAAACCUGAGUUUUAAAAAUCUCUCUAUAUCUCUCAGUUGCCAGUAUUUCUGGGAGUAGGAAUACCUGAAUACAAGUACGUUAAAACAAGAAGUGCUUGAACAGCUGGGUGUUGUUAUGUUACCACCUUUUAAUUAAAAAAAAAAAGGUCUGGAUUUUUUUUUUACAUUGAUACUAAAUGCCUACUGCGAUGUGUAAUGAAGUCAU
Zalophus californianus (California sea lion) is the source of this 3010-nucleotide messenger RNA. RefSeq names its product wiskott-Aldrich syndrome protein homolog 1-like. NCBI's taxonomy places the organism in Eukaryota, Metazoa, Chordata, Mammalia, Carnivora, Otariidae. The record is from RefSeq and is a predicted model, not a curated record. The transcript is spliced from 2 exons. Bases 1 to 1164 code for a protein of 387 amino acids.